This is a messenger RNA of Oppiella nova, 573 nucleotides long. The record is from the annotation of a GenBank genome assembly. Lineage: Eukaryota; Metazoa; Arthropoda; Arachnida; Sarcoptiformes; Oppiidae.
AUGGCGGACACAACGCUCCAGCCGCUGUUCAAAGAGGCGGUGCAUUCAGAGGAGGUUUUGGCGCCAGAGGUCGAGGCCUUGGACGCGGUGGUCGAGGCGGCCGCGGAGGCAGAGGACGGGAAGAUCAAGUCGUUGGAGGAGAUCUACCGCUUUUCGCUGCCCAUCGAGGAGUUGGAGAUAAUCGACUUCUUCAUCGAAGCAGACCCGAGCGGUCAGAGGACCCGUUUUAAGGCGUUUGUGGCGAUCGGCGACUACAACGGACACGUGUGGGGCGGGCGUGAAGUGGUCGCCACUGCCAUCGGGGGCGCCAUCAUUCUCGCCAAACUGUCCGUCAUUCCCGUCCGCAGAGGCUAUUGGGGUAACAAAAUAGGAAAACCGCAUACCGUUCCCCGUAAGGUGACCGGAAAGUGUGGUUCCGUUUUGGUGCGUCUCAUCCCUGCGCCAGAGACCUACUCAUACCUGGCCCCUGACUCGUGGCCCGAAUCGCCACUCAAUAAGUCCCCGCAUCAGGAAUAUCACGACUACCUGUCCAUCAAUACUGGCGCUCAGGCUUUGGGUUCAAUCCAUGAGUGA